Molecule: messenger RNA, 723 nt
Organism: Rotaria sordida
Lineage: Eukaryota; Metazoa; Rotifera; Eurotatoria; Philodinida; Philodinidae
Source: the annotation of a GenBank genome assembly
AUGUAUUCAUCUCGAUUUAUAAACAUAAAAAUUCUAUUAAAAUAUCUAGGUUCUAUUCAUCUAAAUCGUCAAGUUAUAGCAUUACUUGAAUCCCGUCAUAUUCCACAUUCAACAUUUCUUCUUUUACAAAAUCAACAUUUAUUAUCACUUGUUGAAUCAUUACUUUAUUUACCAUCAACAUAUGAAUUACUUCAUGAACGUCUUCCACCACAUCUUCAAUUACGUGAUCUUAUACUUACUGCACAAAUUGAUCUUAUUCAUGAACCAUUUUUUCGUCAAUUAAUUACAACUAUGUGUAAAUAUGAAGUCAAACGUAUUCAAACAAAUGAUGUGGUAUUUGAUUCAAUAAAAAGUCAUGAAGAUGCUCGAAUUGCUUUAUGUAAUGAAUUAGCAUCAUAUAAGAAACAAAAUAAACCUAGAUUGAAUAAUCAACAAUUUGAAAUGAUUGCUAAUUUACUUAAUUAUACUCUUGAAGCAAGUUCAUCAAUUAAUGAACAUAACAUUGCUUAUAUGAUGCUUACUUUAGCAACAAUAUUUCAUCGAAUCAAAUUUGUUAUGGAAACAAAUACCAACAUUACAAGAACAAUUCAAUUGAAAAAAGAUAUGAUAACUCUUCUCAAAGAAGAAAUUGAUGUAUUAUAUGUCGAUCAAGAAAAACAUAAUGAUCGAUUAAAAGAGCUUUAUUCAUUGAAACAAAAAGAAGAAACAGCAAAAAAAACAUGA